AUGACAUCAAGUGACAAUAGUUCCACCAACUACUAUGAGAUGGCUGCAAACAUGCCAACAGUCGACAUCUCAGAGCCGAUUCAGUGCUUCAAGAGGCAUGAGAAGUUUUCCUUUCGGGCAGCAGUGGACUUUGUUGCAAUGGCCAUCAAGGCAAUGUUCCCUGUGUAUCUAGGAAUCCGCAUCGAUUAUCCAUUCAUUCCAGGUUAUCUCAAGCACCAUGGUAUCUACUACUGCACUUGGGUUGGCACGAUCCUUGCUGCUGAAAUCAUUUUCAAUUACAUGAUUGAUUGGAAGGCAGUACUUGGAACUGGUUGGCUUCCUGGGACCAUGUUCCUCGUGGCAUCCUCACUCUUCUACUAUGUUGGGCUCUCCUUGUGGAUGCUUGUGGUGAAAGCGCCUCUUCGAAAUAGAGUUGGCAAGGCCAACUUCAUCAUGAUCUCUGAGAUUCUCUUUUCUGUCAUGUGGUUUCUCCUUGGCUGUGGGUUCCGUGCCUUUUGUCAAUCAGUAGGGACUAUUCCAUUUCCAGAGGCAAUCCCAGAUGUAGCAUCCACCCUUUUUGGAGUCAUUUUGGUCCUGACUGGGUUCUUCUUCAAAGGGUGGGCAUGCACUUUAACGGGCUACAACAGCUACUUUUUGCGUGAUAUGCUAUUGGACACCCCCAACUCCCAUUUUGUGGAAUCCUCACUCUACAAGUAUAUUCAUCAUCCAACCUACACUGCUGGAUAUGUGCAGACUCUUGGAGUAGCCUUAUUUUAUCGCUCUGUUCCAGGAUGCAUUGCCUACUUUGGUUACCAAGCCAGCAUUCUUCUGUUUGUUCAUUUUGUGGAAGGGCCAUUUAUUGAACGGACCUACAUGGCAGCAAAGGAACCAUCUGCAGAUGAAGAGAGCCCAGUGUCUACGGAGAGCCCAGAAUCAACAUCUGCUGAAGAAGAGAGCCCAGAAUUAACAGAUGUAGAGGUUUAG
Messenger RNA from Seminavis robusta, 963 nucleotides. The record is from the annotation of a GenBank genome assembly. Lineage: Eukaryota; Bacillariophyta; Bacillariophyceae; Naviculales; Naviculaceae.